This is a messenger RNA of Jaculus jaculus (lesser Egyptian jerboa), 1431 nucleotides long. RefSeq names its product serine/threonine-protein kinase Nek2-like. NCBI's taxonomy places the organism in Eukaryota, Metazoa, Chordata, Mammalia, Rodentia, Dipodidae. Gene Ontology annotation, biological process: protein phosphorylation. The record is from RefSeq and is a predicted model, not a curated record. Gene Ontology annotation, molecular function: ATP binding; protein kinase activity.
AUGGUUAAUCUGGUCCUAAAUCAGGGCGCUGCCCGCUGCCGGUCCCAGCUCGGCUCGGCUGGUUCGGCUCCGCACGGCCAGCCAUGCGGGGGGGGGGCGGGGGGGGUGUGGGUGGAGGACUACGAGGUGCUGCAUCGCAUCGGCCCGGGUUCCUACGGCCGCUUCCGGAAGAUCCGGAGGAGGAGCGACGGCAAGAUACUAGUUUGGAAAGAGCUAGACUAUGGCUCCAUGACAGAAGCUGAGAAGCAGAUGCUCCUCUCUGAAGUCAAUCUGCUUCGUGAAUUGAAACAUCCAAACAUCGUCCGUUACUAUGAUCGAAUCAUAGAUCGGACCAACACUACCCUGUACAUUGUAAUGGAAUAUUGUGAAGGAGGGGACCUGGCAAGUGUAAUUACAAAGGGGACCAAGGACAGACAAUACUUAGAUGAAGAGUUUGUUCUUCGAGUGAUGACUAGGUUGACUCUGGCCCUGAAAGAGUGUCACAGGCGAAGUGACGGUGGUCAUACUGUGCUGCAUCGGGAUCUGAAACCAGCCAACGUCUUCCUGGAUGGCAAGCAGAACGUCAAGCUUGGAGACUUUGGGCUAGCUAGAAUAUUAAACCAUGAUACAAGUUUUGCCAAAACUUUUGUUGGCACACCUUAUUACAUGUCUCCUGAACAAAUGAACCGCAUGUCCUACAAUGAGAAGUCAGACAUCUGGUCCCUGGGCUGCCUGCUCUAUGAGCUCUGUGCAUUGAUGCCUCCAUUUACAGCUUUUAACCAAAAAGAAUUAGCUGGGAAAAUCAGAGAAGGCAGAUUCAGACGAAUUCCAUACCGAUAUUCUGAUGAAUUGAAUGACAUUAUUACAAGGAUGUUAAGUUUAAAGGAUUACCAGCGACCUUCCGUUGAAGAGAUUCUUGAGAAUCCUUUGAUAGCAGAUUUGGUUGCAGAAGAGCAAAAGAAUCCUGAGAGGAGGGGCCGCCGCUCAGGAGAGCCUUCGAAGCUGCAGGACUCCAGCACGGUGCUGAGUGAGCUGAAGCUGAUGGAGAUCCGGCUGCAGGAGCGGGAGUGGGCCCUCCAAGCACGGGAGGAGAGCCUGGAGAAGAAGGAGCGUGAACUCUGUGUCCAAGAGAGACUGGCCGAGGACAAGCUGGCCCGAGCCAAGAGUCUGGUGAGGAGCUGCGGCCUGCAGAAGGAGCAGCGCUUGCUGUCUCUGGCAAGUGGUCCAGGGCUAUUUAAUCUCCCAUCCUCCUUGAUCAAAAAGAAAGUUUAUUUCGGCAGGGAGAGUAAAGAGAACUUGCAGAGAGAGAAUUACGAGAGUCAGCUCUCCUCCAAAUCCAAGUGCAAGGACCUGAAGAAGAGGCUGCAUGCUGCGCAGCUGCGGGCUCAAGCCUUGUCGGAUAUGGAAAAGAACUAUCAGCUGAAGAGCAGACAAAUCCUGGGCAUGCGCUAG